AUGUCGGACUUUCACAACAUUAGAUCUCGCCGACGAAUUCCGGAAAGCAGCGCAUAUUCGGCCGUCGACUUUGACUUCGAUCCCGAUCAGAAGAACCACAAGCCCGCUGCGAACGGCGGAAUCGCCUACAGCUCCUUCUCCACCGUCUUCAACGCAUCUGCGUCGCAACUUUGGAAUUCCGCGCAGGUUUACAUCCACCCCUUUUUUGCUUGUCUCGGAACGAGAGAAGAGAUGGCUAUCUGUCCAGGAGACAACUUCUCGUUUUCAGGAGGCCCUUGCAUCCACUUACGAUACACCCGAAGGCGUAGAAGCUGCCGACAGCGAUCGAUCCAAAUUUGCAGAGACACUCGAAACUCUCAGUAUCUGUGGCUCUCCUCUCGAUCAAAUCGUCAUCACAAUGCCCUCCAGAGACCGCACUUCCGAGUUCCGGGCCACCGCCAAGUCCUUCGAGGUAUUAUUACAGCUUUUAAAACUAGUUCCAAUAUAAGCCAACUGUAGAUGAAAGCGGCGGCGAACGGAAUCCGACCACAACCGAAACACGAGAUUCUCGCCGAGUCGGUGCAAUUCAAUCAGUUGGCGAAGAGAAUCGGCCGGGAAUUGAGCCAAACUUGUGCAAAAAUGGAGAAGUUGGCCGAAUUUGCAAAAAAGAAAAGUCUGUACGAAGAGAGAUCGCAAAUCGACCACCUUUCCUCCAUCGUUAAAUCAGACAUCACGGGUCUAAACAAGCAGAUCGCCGCUCUUCAAGAUUUCUCGCGGAGACGUGCCGGAAAUGUGAAGAAUCAGAACAACGGACACAGUCAGCUCGUCGUCGUCGGUCUACAAUCGAAGCUAGCGAAUGUCAGCAAAGAUUUCCAAAGUGUUCUCGAGAUUAGCACUGAAGUGAGUUGUUUUUUCUAAAAAAAAAAGAAAAUGUGUACCAAAUUUUAGACGAUGAAAGCAGAAAAGAAUCGUCGUGACAAAUUCUCGAACGGGUCCGCCGUUGCCAUGGGACUGCCUUCUUCGUCUUCUGGAACCAAUGGUAUUUUGCGCUUCCUUUUCUGAACGAAACAAAAAUGUAAUUAACAUUUUCCAGUCCGCUCAAGACUUCUCCAGGACGACGAACAGCACGGAAACUCCAGCAUUGCACUCGACAUGGGUUCUCUGGACAACUUUCAGACCCAAAGAACAAUGGUUUGAAAAAUGAUUUAUUGCUCCAUUUCGCUUAAAACACGGUUUCUAGCAACAACGGGACACGUCAUUGGAGUAUGCGCAGGCUCGCAGCAAUACGAUGGCGACGAUCGAAGGAUCCAUCUCGGAGCUCGGUCAGAUCUUCUCGCAACUGGCCACGUUGGUUAGUGAGCAGGGAGAGAUGAUCACCAGGUAAACGUUGUUCCGUUUCUCCCCACAAACCUCAUCCUUAUUUCAGAAUCGAUUCUAAUGUGGAAGACACGGCGCUGAACAUCGAUAUGGCGCACACGGAGCUCACGAGAUUCUUGCAAAUAUUAGCAAAAACCGAAUGUUGA
Caenorhabditis sp. 36 PRJEB53466 is the source of this 1502-nucleotide messenger RNA. The record is from the annotation of a GenBank genome assembly. NCBI's taxonomy places the organism in Eukaryota, Metazoa, Nematoda, Chromadorea, Rhabditida, Rhabditidae.